This is a messenger RNA of Ochotona curzoniae (black-lipped pika), 3117 nucleotides long. RefSeq names its product CMT1A duplicated region transcript 1 (gene FBXW10B). The record is from RefSeq and is a predicted model, not a curated record. The coding region runs from base 1 to 3117 and encodes 1038 amino acids. Gene Ontology annotation, molecular function: protein binding. NCBI's taxonomy places the organism in Eukaryota, Metazoa, Chordata, Mammalia, Lagomorpha, Ochotonidae. The transcript is spliced from 13 exons.
AUGAGCUGCUGGGCUCAGGAUUAUGAAAAUCUGGAAUCCAGGUUCAAGAAUGCCCCCUAUUUUCGCUGUGAGAAGAGCAACGAGUCGGUCCCGGUGUGCCAGAAGUGUGAGACGUGCGUCCUGGCCUGGAAGAUCUUCUCCACGAAGGAGUGGUUCCAGAGGAUCAGUGAAAUGUCGCAGAGGAGGUUUCUGGUGAGCAUGCUGCAACAGUUAAACAACUUGCACCUGCUGCACUACUUCCAGACGCUCCUCCAGGGCAUGCAGGGCAAGGACUUCAUCUACCACCGGGCGCGGGUCUCCCGCGGCAGCCGCAAGGAGGCCAAGGUGGUGAGGUGGUCCCUGAACCAGAUGCUGGAUAGGAGCGUGGAGCACAAGAUGAAGGAAAUCUUGUACUGGUUUGGAAGCAGCACGAACCGCACCAAGGCCAAUUUCCUGCUCUUGCUGCUGCAGGUGUGUGACUACCCAUUACUGCUUACCGCGGCUGACGUGAUCCAAGUCCUGUUUGUGAGAGAGUGGAACAGGGUGUCAGGGUCCAGUCAAGACUCUGCUAGUGUGUCUUUCGCACCUGAGCAAGACAGUUCCAAGUCUGCCACCUCGCGUAUCCUGUGGGCAGCUGCACCCAGGCCUGUUUCCUUCCCUCUGUCUAAAGCCUCCGGAAGUCAGCACAUCCAGGUGGAAGGUGCGGAGGGACCAUGGAAGAGUUCGCUCCAGUGUAUCUCUGAGAUGAACAGGCUGUUCACUGGGAGAGCCAAAGCAGCCAAGCCAGGGUUCGACCCCUGCCACCUGCUCCUGAGCCUGGAGGAGGUCGGAGACCUGUCUUCCGGGUGCAGCAAAUACCGAGACUUCAUCCGUUACUUGCCCAUCCACCUCUCCAAGCACAUUCUAAGAAUGCUGGAUAAAAAUACUCUCAACAAGUGUGCCUCUGUGAGCCAGCACUGGGCCGCCAUGGCUCAGCAGGUCAGGAUGGACUUGGUCACGCACACCUUCAUUCAGAACCAGAUUACCCUGUUGCAGGGGUCCUUCAUGCGAGGAGUUGAUCCUAAUUACGCCAACAAACUGUCUAUCCCAGUUCCCAAAAUGGUAGAAGAUGGGAAGCGAACACGUGUCAAAAAUCCCAAGUUGAAACUGAGAACGAAGAAUGACUACAACCUGUGGACUGCGUACCAGAACCAAGAAACCCAACAGAUCCAGAUGGAGGAGAGGAAUGUGUUUUGUGGGAGCUACAAUAUCCGCAUUCUCUUUGACACGUGGGAUCAAAACAGAGUCAUCCACUACUCUGGUGGGAACUUAGUUGCUGUGUCCUCUAAUCGGAAGGUCCAUCUUCUGGAUCUUGUGCAAGUGAAAGUGUUGCCCACCGAGUUCCGAGGCCAUGCUGGGAGCAUUCGAUCUCUUUUCUUGUGUGAGGAGGAAAACUUUCUCCUGAGUGGCAGUUACGACCUCAGUAUCAGAUACUGGGAUCUGAAAAGUGGGGCUUGCCUGCGUAUCUUCAAUGGCCACCAGGGAACGGUCACUUGCAUGGAUUUGUUUAAGAGCAAGCUCGUGUCUGGAGCCAAAGAUGGCCAGGUGAAAGAAUGGGACAUAGACACGGGAAAGUGUCUGAAGACAUAUAAACACAAAGACCCCAUCUUGGCCAUCAGGAUCAAUGACACCUACAUCGUGAGCAGUUGUGAGCGGGGACUAAUCAAAGUGUGGCACAUGGCCACAGCCCAGCUGGUAAAGACUCUCAUGGGCCACGAGGGAGCUGUGAAGUGCCUGUUCUUUGACCAGUGGCAUAUCGUCUCGGGAGGCAGCGACAGCCUGGUCAUGGCCUGGAGCAUGGUGGGGAAAUACGAGCGCUGCCUCAUGGCCUUCAAGCAUCCAAAGGAGGUGCUCCACGUGGCCCUUCUCUACCUCCGGGUCAUCAGCGCCUGCGCAGACGGCAAGAUCCGCAUUUACAACUUCCUCAACGGGAACUGUCUGAAGGUGAUCAAGGCCAAUGGCAGAGGCGAUCCUGUGCUGUCCUUCUUUUUUCAGGGCAACAGGAUGCUGAUCAACACGGAGAGCAAUAUUGUCAUGUUCCAGUUUGAGCCUGUCAAGUGGCAGUACUCCGCAGACAGAGGCAGAUCCAAGAAGAACAAAGACAGAGAGGAGGAGAAGGAGGACAACGGCUUCACGGAGGCGCUCUCCAAGACGAGCGUUCAGGCAUACAGCCCGAGAGAUUCGCCAUCCAGCAAACAGACGGUGGCCCCCGAGAGUUUGCUGGGGAAACCCCCCAAGUCCCGUGUCCUUGGCAAGGCCGCCAAGUUAACAUCAGAAGCAGAUUUUGUGCAGAAAGUACAAGAGCAAAAACAAGUGAAAACUGUCAAGUUCACCCCUCGCAUGAAGGACAAACUCUUGAAGAUCCCCAUGUCCCCGGAUCGGUUCCUGCUGACCAUCAACGCGCUGCAGCAAGCACACAACUCGGGACAAUUUGCUUAUCCCCACAGGCCACAAACCCAGGUCCUGGAUGCCUGGGGCCCUCCCAUUUCCCACCCGCGGAAGAUCCUGAGCUUCAAAGGAAAAUCACUCCAGCAGGCGGUUGACCGCUUGCGAGCCAGCAACCCCACCCUGGAUGUGAAAGAAACCAACAUUCCCCUGGAGUUCCAGAAACUGCAACCCAACUUGAAGAGGUCCCUGCACAGCCCGGGGGUGCAGUCCACCAUCCCCCAGCCCGUGCUAAUCCGCUCCAAGCCCCCUGAUGGCUUCAAGCGGGAAGGUGGAGCCACCAGUUCCACCCCGGGCCGGGUGAGCAGCCUGGGUCCCCUGGGCAGCAGGCAGGUUUUCAAGCCCAGCAGUGUGACCACACCUCGAGUGGGCACAGCGGCCCAGUGCCUCAAAAAAGAGCGGCCCCGUGUGUGCACGGCGCUGGACCCGCUGAGGCUGAACACUGACUACCUGCUGCUGACCGUGAAGGAGGAGGGCGAGUACAGGGAAGCCAAGAUGAAAGAGUACCAGGCUUGCGGGGCCAGAGGCGUGGUCGACAUGGGGAAAGCCAGCCGAGCUGCAUGGAUCAGGAAGCUCAAAGGGCUGGCCAUCGACCAGUUCAUGAAGGAAGGGAAAGUAGCAGCCCCAGAACUUGGACACAACGUGUUUAUCUAA